Closterium sp. Naga37s-1 is the source of this 867-nucleotide messenger RNA. The record is from the annotation of a GenBank genome assembly. NCBI's taxonomy places the organism in Eukaryota, Viridiplantae, Streptophyta, Zygnematophyceae, Desmidiales, Closteriaceae.
CGUCCUCCUCCUGUCCCCGGCAUGCACCAUAUGUCACUUCGUCCUUCCUUUGUUCCAAUGCGAGUCCCCCUGCUGUCUCCUCCUGCAUCCUCACUUGCUGACGGUCCGGACCCUGAGUCUGACUUAGUUAGUGCUGCCAGCCCUACUCUCACUCGUCUUCUAACCACUGGUGUCACUGACCCUUCGUUUGAGUUCACUGCAACAUCUGCCCUAGUUGCUGAGCUUAUUGACUUUGCUGCUGCGUGUUGUCUCGACCACACCGCUAAUCUUGUUGCUGAGUAUGAUUCUGUCUGUCCUCCGUCCGUAGGGGGUGAGUGUGCUCUUGGCACGGACGUCCUUAAGGACAGGCAGGAGGACUUUGAGUGCUUUGCAGCUGCUGUACCUCAUCUCAUGUCCAUGCUGAUUGCACCUGAGGGAGACCCGGAUGCACCAGACACCCCGACCCCGAGCUCCUACCCGGAGGCGAUUUCGGGUCCCUACCCCUCUCAGUGGCAGACAGCCAUGGACGUAGAGAUGGCAUCCUGGAAGUCCACAUGCGCUUAUGUCAACGCAAUUCCCCCUCCUGGGGCGAACAUUGUCGAUGGCAUGUGGAUUUUCAGGGUGAAGCGGCCGCCGGGUUCUCCGCCUGUCUUCAAGGCGCAUUACGUUGCACGAGUCUUCAGUCAGCGACAGGGAGUUGACUUCUUCCAAAACAUCUCCCUUACCCCGAAAAUAACCACUCUUCGGGUGCUGCUACACUUCGUCGUCAGCGUGAAUACGAGCUUCACUCUCUUGACUUCAGCACAGCUUUCUUAUAGCCUGCACGACGAGAUCUGGCUGCGCCGCCCACCUGGCUUCACUGGGUCGUUUCCUGCAGGCACCCAGUAG